Molecule: messenger RNA, 1488 nt
Organism: Clonostachys rhizophaga
Lineage: Eukaryota; Fungi; Ascomycota; Sordariomycetes; Hypocreales; Bionectriaceae
Source: the annotation of a GenBank genome assembly
AUGCUUGGUCUCUUUGGGCUCUCUAGGCCCACUCCCGAGCCGACUGAAGGGCCAACUGACAAGGUUAUCCCACUCCACUGGUUCGAGGAUGGGUUCAUGUGGAAGAAGGUCAUUGUCUACACGCUGUUUGUCUUGGACGAUGCGCUCGAGCCUAGCAAGCUCCAGCAGUCUCUUGAGAAGCUCAUCCAUCGCGAAGGGUACCAGAAGAUUGGUGCCAGGCUGAGACGGAAUCAAAAUGGCAGAGUAGAGUAUCACGUCCCUGAGAGCUUCACUCCCGACCGCCCCGCGGUGGCUUUUACACACGUCCAUCACGAUCAGAGCGUCGAUGACCACCCAACUGCUUCAAAGAUCCCCAAGCCUGACGGCUUGGCGGGCCCAGCCGUCGUGGGAGACCCAGAAGAACUGUCAGACCUCGUUCGCCCCGGCGGCACAACCCUUUCCCUCGACGACUAUCUCAAGACGGACCGACAGACGCUAGGACUGCAUGUCACAACGUUCCGCGACUCAACAUGCAUGUCUCUAUACUGGCCCCAUCUCGCGUUCGAUGCGAUGGGCAAGAAGGCCAUCGUCGAAGGGUGGACAAAGAUACUGCAAGGUCGUGACGAUGAGAUUCCCACCCCGAUCGGAUACGAGACGGAUCCUCUGGCCGAGUUUGGCAAACACCCGACUGAGACUCACUUGCUCGCCGAUAGGAGAAUAGGCAACUUCGGCAUGGCAGGAUAUGCCCUCCGUAACAUCGUUGGGCUGGCCGGGCCCAAGGAGAUCCGCAUGGUCUGCAUCCCCCGUGACUUCUGGGAGACGAUGGUGGCCGACGCUCGCGACGAGCUGCGUCAAGAAGCAGUAGCCAAAGGAGAAGAAGAAGUCCCGUUCGUAACAGAAGGCGACGUCCUGGUAGCAUGGUGGACGCGCGUCUGCUGCUGCCACCUCGGCCCAGACUCGACCACCACCGUCGCCGCCCAGAACGCCAUGUCCCUCCGCAAGGUCCUCGGGAACGACCUCCUCUCGCCCCCCGACCGUCCCUUGAUCUCCAUGGCCCUCGGCUUCCCUACAGUGCUCCUCCCCGCGGGCGAGAUCCUCUCCAAGCCCCUCAGCUGGCUCGCCCUCCAGUUCCGCAAGGCCAUCAACGAGCAGGGCACGCGCGCCCAAGUCGAGGCCUACGCCGCGCUGCAGCGCGAGUUCAGCGCCGACCUGCGCAUGCCCAUGUUCUUUGGGGACAGCGGCAUGUACAACCUCUUCUACUCCAACUGGCAAAGGGCCGGCUUGUUCGAGUUCGACUUUGGCGCGGCGGCUGUGGCACCGAGGGAUGGGAAGCCGUUGCGCGCGUCUUACAUACAGUGCGUGCAAGAUCCUGCAUUCCCUGAGGGCUGGCCGAUCAGCGGCAAGGAUGAGCACGGUAACUACUGGAUCUCUGGGUUCAGGGCGAAGGGUCUUUGGGCCAAGAUUGAGGAGGAACUGAAGGGUCAAACUAGCGGAGAGAAGAAGGCCUAG